Messenger RNA from Blepharisma stoltei, 504 nucleotides. The record is from the annotation of a GenBank genome assembly. NCBI's taxonomy places the organism in Eukaryota, Ciliophora, Heterotrichea, Heterotrichida, Blepharismidae.
AUGACUUCGAGCAGACUUAAAUGCAAAAGAUGUGGAAACGUGUCAGAAAAAUAUGAGCCGUUUAUCGAUCUCCAACUUGCAUUAGCUCCAACACUCAGACAAUGCGUUGUACAGUAUGCAGAAGAAGAAACAUUACAUUAUCGCUGUUUAGAAUGCCGUCAAGACGCUGUUUCUUGUAGGAGAUUUAUAUUGUCAACACCUCCUAGAUAUUUACUUAUUCAGAUAAAAAGAUUUAAAUCUGAGCCAAGUCCAAUUAAAUUAGACAGCACUUGCCGAUUUCAUAAAAUUUUGGAUCUCACAAGCUUUUCUGAACAAAAAACAGAGUACAAACUUAUUGGGAUUGCUGUACACAUUGGGUCUAUGAGUUCUGGGCAUUAUAAAGCAUAUUGCAAAAGAGGCAGAAAUUGGUAUUGUUUUGAUGACAGUUUCUGUACAAAAAUCAGCUUAAAAGAAGUUCUUUUGCAGCAAGCUUAUGUUUUGCUUUAUAAGUGUAUUAGUUUGUAA